CCGGCCUCCUUUCAGUACUGCACAGGCAUACAGAGGUGAAAGGUCACGAACAUGGCGCUGGCCGCCCGUCUCCUGCCUCUGCCCGGCCGGGCGACCCGACUCCGGACUCUCGGUGCCACCGAGGUGAGGCUGUCGCCAAGUGAAUUCUGCUGCUUAUGUCGCCGCCGCCUGGGCUCAAGCGCGGCCCCGGCCCCGGCCCCUCGCUGCACUUGGCCCUGGGCAAGCCCGGCGCUGCGUUCCUGGGGGCCCCGGAGGCCCCUGCUCCGCCGGGCAGAACUUCCCCCAGCCCUCGCUUCCUUACCCGCUGCUCCCAGCCGUAGCUACAGCACCGAGGAGCAGCCCCAGCAACGCCAGAAGACUCGAAUGAUCAUUCUGGGGUUCUCCAACCCCAUCAACUGGGUCCGGACUCGAAUUUACGCCUUCCUUAUCUGGGCCUAUUUCGACAAGGAGUUCAGUAUCGCUGAGUUCUCGGAGGGAGCGAAGCAGGCUUUUGCUCAUGUAUCUAAGUUGCUGUCACAGUGUAAAUUUGAUCUAUUGGAAGAACUUGUAGCCAAAGAGGUGCUACAGUCAUUAAAAGAAAAGCUCACUUCACUGUCUGAUAACCAUAAAAAUGCACUUGCUGCGGAGGUAGAUGAUAUUGUCUACACAUCAACAGGGGACAUCUCCAUUUACUAUGAUGAGAAAGGAAGGAAGUUCGUUAACAUCCUGAUGUGCUUUUGGUAUCUGACUAGUGCCGACAUCCCCACUGGGUCUGUAAGUGGGGCCAGUGUGUUCCAGGUGAAGUUGGGGGAUCAGAGCUUGGAAAGCAAACAAUUGCUGAGUGCAAGCUACGAAUUUCAGAGGGAAUUUACACAAGGAGUAAAGCCUGACUGGACUAUUGCACGGAUUGAACACUCAAAGUUACUAGAAUAAUUUUUCUUGGAACAAAUCAGGGUAUGAACUCUUAAAUAAUUGCUGUGAAAAUAAGGAAGAAACGUUUCUGGAUCAUUUGAUUUUCACUUAAUUAAGUCUGUGGAUUACUUUUGUAUUAUUUGGAAAUGUCUCUUGCAGUAUAUUGACAUGAUACAAUAAAGCAUUUUCCACA
Molecule: messenger RNA, 1084 nt
Organism: Phodopus roborovskii (desert hamster)
Lineage: Eukaryota; Metazoa; Chordata; Mammalia; Rodentia; Cricetidae
Gene: Maip1
Product: matrix AAA peptidase interacting protein 1
Exons: 5
Coding region: 52-912 (286 amino acids)
Biological process (GO): protein insertion into mitochondrial inner membrane from matrix; inner mitochondrial membrane organization
Cellular component (GO): mitochondrial inner membrane
Molecular function (GO): ribosome binding
Source: RefSeq, a predicted model, not a curated record